This is a messenger RNA of Danaus chrysippus (African queen), 852 nucleotides long. Lineage: Eukaryota; Metazoa; Arthropoda; Insecta; Lepidoptera; Nymphalidae. The record is from the annotation of a GenBank genome assembly.
AUGAAAGCGGCGUGCAUCAUACUGACGAUAAUCAUCUUCGUCGCCAUCAUGGCUGUCUGCGUGAUGGUGAAGUUUGCCACGGAUAUUACGGUGGAGGAAAGGAAGAGGGACUUUUUGCCGGGAGCGGGAGUGUACCAGGUAGCUAAAUCCAUAGCUGUGAUAGCGUUGAACGAGAACAAGAGCCUGCCUAUAGCUGAAAGAUAUCCCUACGUGGCUGCCAUAGCAAGGAACUCAUCUUCUUCAUGGGCUUUUUCUUGCUUCGCGAGUGUAGUGCUUGUGAAAUGGGUGGUGACGUCUGCGCACUGCAGGCGGAGGGACGCCGCUCACAGAGUGCUGCUGCUGUACGACUUCACAAGAAACUUCAGCCGUUCCUUCCCCAUCCUGUACUGGCGUAUUAACGAGAAAUUCAAUAUAAAUAGUACAAUACCGCUGUACGAUAUAGCGGUCGCCAAAUUCAAUAUAGACGACUACCCGUACGCGAUCAAACCUUCGACAUUCGAUGACCGAGCGGUGACGGAGUGCGAGGCUAGUAUUUGGAAGACGGUGUCAGCUAUGGACAAGAGAGUCUUCCUUAUUAAUGACUUCGACAGCUUCGAAAUGAGGAUCGCUUCUCCGAACAGGUGCUAUGAGAGUUACGGGAUUCAGGUUGACGAGAGCAUGAUAUGCAUUGACAUGUCGGAUUACGACGACUGCUUCAUCCACGAGUUCGGACCCCUCUUCAACGGAGACAAGCUGGUCGGAGUGCUGGCCGUGAAGCCGAGGGACUGUGAAGUGAAGUACGCCAUAUUCACCAACGUAUCCUACUUCGCGACCUGGAUAUUGAAGCUGACCCACACCGCCUUCCACGGCUGA